Molecule: messenger RNA, 3758 nt
Organism: Daucus carota subsp. sativus
Lineage: Eukaryota; Viridiplantae; Streptophyta; Magnoliopsida; Apiales; Apiaceae
Product: receptor-like protein kinase HSL1
Exons: 2
Coding region: 374-3379 (1001 amino acids)
Biological process (GO): protein phosphorylation
Molecular function (GO): protein binding; protein kinase activity; ATP binding
Source: RefSeq, a predicted model, not a curated record
CAAAAUCAGAAUGAAAAAAACAAGGUACUUGAGAGUUGAGUCUUCACUAGACUGGUCCAAAACAUACUAUUAACCUCAAGUACAAUUAGUGAGUUAUAAACACCACUACAGUCUACAGUACUGGUAGUAAAAAUCAAAACUUUAUCGAUUAAGCUAGUAAAAAUUGAAACUUUUUCAUCUCUGCAGAACUCUCUCCAUCAAAUUUAACAAAUUGUCGGCCGUAUCACUCUUUUGCAUUUACUCCAUUACAUCAAAUCCAUCUCUUUUUCGUACACACACACACACACAUUCAUGUCUAUCAAACCUCUUGUUCUUCCCCUUCUUCCAUACUUAAACGCUUCAUAAUCUUUGUAUCUAUCUGUAUCUAUAGACUAUGGCCUCAAAAAUGCAUCUUCUUCAGCUCUCACUGCUGCUCUUCACACUACUUGCUUCAACUCAGGCUCAAAACCAAGAAGCCCUUUAUCUCCACCGAGUCAAACUCAGUCUUUCAGACCCGGACAACACUUUAUCAACCUGGAACACACAAAACAACACUAGCCCAUGUAACUGGUUUGGCAUAAAAUGCAACCCUUUAACUCGUUCUGUCAACUCAGUUGAUCUCUCUAGCUCAAAUCUUGCUGGCCCAUUUCCUCUGGUCCUCUGUAAUCUUCAAGAUUUGACCUCAAUUUCAUUCUACAACAACUCAAUCAACUCCACGCUUCCCGAGGGUAUUUCCACGUGUACAUCUCUGCAGUACUUGAAUCUUGCUCAGAAUCUUCUCUCAGGUAUGCUCCCCGAGUCUUUAUCUCAGCUUAGAAAUUUAAAAGUUCUUGAUUUGACCGGGAAUAAUUUUUCCGGCGAGAUUCCGGCGAGUUUUGGUAAGUUCCGGCAGCUAGAGGUUUUAUCACUUGUUGAGAAUUUGUUUGAUGGGGAAAUUCCCGGGUUUUUAGGAAAUGUUUCGAGUUUAAAGCAGUUAAAUUUGUCGUAUAACCCCUUUUUGCCGGGUCGGAUCCCGCCGGAGUUCGGUGGGUUGGUGAAUUUAGAGGUGUUGUGGUUGAGUGAUUGUAACUUGGUAGGUGAGAUACCUGACUCGCUGAGUCGACUCAGUAAGUUGAUUGAUUUGGAUUUGGCGGUUAAUGAGUUGAAAGGGGUGGUUCCUAGUUGGCUGACUGAGUUAACUAAUUUGGUUCAGGUUGAGUUGUAUAAUAACUCGCUUUCCGGUGAGUUACCGAGCGUCGGGUGGGGGAAGAUGAAGGGUUUGAGAUUGUUGGAUGCGUCGAUGAAUGAGUUGAGUGGGAGGAUUCCAGAGGAGUUGUGUUCAUUGCCACUUGAGUCACUUAAUCUUUAUGAGAAUAGGUUUGAAGGAACAUUGCCGGAGAGUAUUGCGAAAUCUUCGAAUUUGUAUGAGCUUAGGUUGUUUGGUAAUCGUUUAACCGGUGAAUUGCCUAAGAAUCUUGGGAUGAAUUCACCUUUGAAGUGGAUUGAUGUGUCGAGUAAUCAAUUUUCAGGUGAAGUUCCCUCGAGUUUGUGUGAAAAAAGUGUUCUUGAGGAGCUUUUGCUGAUUAAUAACUCAUUUUCAGGGGGGAUUCCAGAAAGUUUAGGCAAAUGUAGGAGCUUGACACGGGUCAGGCUCGGGUAUAACAAUUUGUCCGGUGAGGUUCCGGUUGGAUUUUGGGGGCUUCCUAAUGUGCAUUUCUUUGAGCUUGUUGGAAACUCUUUUUCGGGUCAAAUUGCAAAAACAGUUGCUGGUGCGUCAGCUUUGUCAUCUCUGAUUAUAUACAAGAACGACUUUUCAGGAAAUAUUCCUGAGGAGAUUGGGUUCUUGGAGAAUUUAAAAGAUUUUUCAGCAAGUGAGAAUCGAUUUAGUGGCGUUCUACCUGUAAGUAUAGUGAAGCUUGAACAGUUAGGAAGACUCGAUCUCCAUAACAAUGAUUUGUCGGGUGGGCUUCCAAGUGGCAUUCAAUCUUUGAAGAAGCUAUAUGAGCUGAAUCUUGCAGAUAAUGACUUUUCCGGGAUUUUACCUGAGGAAAUUGGAAGCUUAUCUGGGCUUAACUAUCUUGAUAUGUCAGGAAAUCGGUUUUCAGGAAAUAUUCCAGUGGGAUUGCAGAAUUUAAAGCUUAAUCAGCUUAAUUUAUCAAGCAAUCAAUUCACGGGCCAUAUCCCUGAGCUUUAUGCUAAGCAAAUGUAUAGGAAUAGCUUUGUGGGGAAUCCUGGUUUGUGUAAAGAAAUUGAUAGUCUCUGUGAUCGUAGAGGUGGAGCAAGGAGUAUGGGUUAUGUUUGGAUGCUAAGGAUUAUCUUUUUGCUUUCGGGUGUGGUACUUAUUGUGGGUCUUGUCUUGUUCUUGCGGAAGUAUAAGAAUGUUAAUUUGGCAAAAAGAGCGAAUGAUAAAUCAAAAUGGACAUUGAUGUCGUUUCAUAAAUUGGGUUUUAGUGAAAAUGAAAUAUUGGGUGCUUUGGAUGAGGAUAAUUUGAUAGGAAGCGGGGCUUCUGGUAAAGUUUACAGGGUUGUCUUGCGUAAUGGUGAGGCUGUUGCCGUGAAAAAGCUUUGGGGAGAAUCCAAAUUGGUGGAUGGGAAUGGAGAUGUUGAGAAAGGCUCGGGUCGUAAUGAUGGAUUUGAUGCAGAGGUUGAGACACUUGGGAAGAUAAGGCACAAAAACAUUGUGAGGUUAUGGUGUUGCUGUACUACAAGAGAUUGCAAGCUUUUGGUAUAUGAAUAUAUGCCUAAUGGUAGCUUGGGUGAUUUGCUUCAUAGUAGCAAAAGUGGUUUAUUAGAUUGGCCAACUAGGUACAAAAUAGCGAUGGAUGCUGCUGAAGGACUUUCCUAUUUACAUCAUGACUGUGUUCCACCGAUUGUGCAUAGGGAUGUCAAAUCUAAUAACAUCUUGCUUGAUGAAGAUUUUGGAGCUAGAGUGGCGGAUUUCGGAUUGGCAAAGGCUGUUGAUGCUAUUGGGAAGGGAAACAAUUCCAUGUCUGUCAUUGCAGGAUCCUGUGGUUACAUUGCACCAGAGUAUGCAUACACACUUCGCGUGAAUGAGAAGAGCGAUACAUAUAGCUUUGGUGUGGUCAUUCUUGAAUUAGUCACAGGAAGACUGCCAGUCGAUCCCGAAUUCGGAGAAAAAGAUUUGGUGAAGUGGGUUUGCACAAGUUUGGAUCAGAAAGGCAUAGACCAUGUCAUCGACCCAAAACUAGAUUCCUGUUUCAAAGAAGAAAUAUGCAAAGUCCUCAACGUUGGUCUUAUUUGCACCAGUCCGCUCCCUAUCAACCGUCCAUCGAUAAGAAGAGUUGUUAAAAUGUUACACGAGAUAGGAGGAUGCGACAAUCAGCUGAAGAUUGUUAAAAAAGACGGUAAAUUAUCACCAUACUACUAUGAAGAUGCAUCAGAUCAAGGAAGUGUAGCAUGAAACGGUUCUUGCUGUACAAAUUUUCAGAUACUUGGACAAGAAUAAGUCAAGCUUCAGCUCUUCUUGUUCAUCAACUAAUUGCUUAUUGUUUUUCCAUUGAUAGGUACUACUCAAUGCUUUUAGUUCUGAUUAGUAUUUCUUAAUGUUUCUCCUAGCAAGAAGAUGUUUUUAUGCGGUAUUUAAAAAAAGUUCGAAUCAUAUAUAGGUUUGGCGAUUAUGCGUUUAGGCUUAUUGUAGUCUACUAAAUUAUAUUGGUCAGGCGAGUAUUGGUGCUAUUUCUCCUGUAUACCACUUCUCUCGGUAACAAGAGGUUGGUGGUAUUUGUGUGUUUUGUAUGUACAUUUUUAUAUUAAUUGACUUAUUAAUUAUUUUUAUCGGA